CGUCGGGCCAACGCGACAUACUUUACACGACGAAGCACUUCAGACAGAAGGAAACGGCCGAAUUGCGAGUGAGAGAUUUUCGUCUGUGAAAAAUGCGCGGAUAACGGCGUUUCCCUCCCCGCGAUUCCUUCGCGCGAAAACGGACAGGAGAGCGGGAAACGUCGCGAUCAUCGCGGCGAGAUAUCAACCUUCGACGUCGAGCCGAAAAUGAACAGUACGUGACUCGGCAAGCGAAAUAUGGAGAAAACGAAGGGGAAGAGCGAUGUGCUGGAGGCUCGCGAGCCCGGCGGCAAAAAGUCCAAGUUCCGGGCGUACCUGCUGUGGCUGUUCGGCGGGCUCUUCGGGGCCCACCACGUGUACCUCGGCAGAGAUGAUCAGGCUUUCGUGUACAUGAGCACUUUCGGCGGCUACCUCGGGCUAGGUUGGCUCAGGGAUAUUUACAUGAUACCGUCUUACGUGGCGGACGCGAACGACGACCCGGCGUUCAUCGAGGAUUUCAAACGAAAAGUCCGGGCUAAUGGCAAGCCGCCGUUUUCCGCGGCGCGAUUCGUAGCGGAAACUGCCGUCAGCUACUUGUGGGCCGAGCUGUUCAGAAGCGCGAUCCCACAGGACGAGGUGUUCGGCAUUAAUUUCAAGCAUCUGGUGAUCCUAACGCCGGCCGUGAUCGCGCUAGGCGUCUGGCUAAUCGGGAAUAUCGGCCGAGAGCAAGGCUCGAUAUGGAUGGCACUCGUCGCCGCUUACCUGCCGUAUCCGACCUUGUACUACAUCGGCGACGACACCGUGUGGGUAUUCCUCAUGGUGAUCGCCUCGAGCUUCAGCUUCGACACUUUCAGCAAGCAAUGGCGAUUGAAGCCGAGAAAGCGGAAAGGCCUCGUCCGGAGGGCGACGUGUUUAGGCUUGGCGCUCAUGCUCUACUUCUCCGUGAUGGGUAGCUACUUGUACUUCAACGCAUUCGUCACGGACAGCGAAGGCGAGGAGAUCAAGCUGUCGGAAGCGAUACAGCAUUUCCUCACCUCGCCCAUUUGGCUGGACCUCAAGGUGAGCCUGGAGGCCAUGUGGAACCAGACGAAGCAUGACGGAUUCUGGGCCACGUGGUCGCACUUGGUGGAUCUCACGGAUCCUCGUGGCGAGAUAAACGCUUACAAGGUCUUGGAUCUACCGCAAACCGCGACGCAAACCGAAGUCACGGCGCGAUGGCGAAGUCUCUCCAGGGACAAUCACCCGGACAAAGUUAAGGGCUCGGAGGUGGAGAGGCGUCGGGCUCAGGAGAAGUUCAUGGAGAUUCAACAGGCGUACGAGAUCCUAUCGCGGGCGAAGAAUCGCAGACAACGUCGGAACCGCCGUUCCGAGGAGUGAACCGCCGAUGACGAUUUCCGAGGAUCGAAGUUCCCUCGAACGCCGUACUUCCACGUGCAAAAUGACGGGCGAUGCUCGCCAGCAUGGUCGAUUAUAAAUAAGCCAAUCAAAGAAACAGGAAGGAACGAUUGAUCAAGAAGACAUUUAUUUUAACAACCAUCUCUGACAGUAACUGCAUCGAUAUAAAAUCUUGUACGUAAAACGCGUGUUAUAUAAGUUAGAGAGGGAGACUCGCGAGGUGCGCAAGCUCGCAAGCUCGUUCGCUCGCCUCUGAAACUCUUCGGAACCCUUCGGUGAAGUCCGGAGGAAGCGAGUUCUCCGAUGCCCAGCACGCGUGUCGCGGCUAAAUCGACGUUCCAUUCGGCAAGACGGUGAGAGGCGACGGCGGAUCGUGAACAUGUGUGAUCAGGUGAUCCUCUCUCAGCGGAUUUCCCGGCUUCACCGCCGAUCACGCGGUGACCCUCGACGGCGCGCGGCCGCUCUCUCGUAAACUCCGCUCGCACCGUGCCGUUCCGCCACAUCUCGCGAUCCAUUAGGAGUCUAAACUAAAAAUAAGACUCGACCGUCCCGAAUGUUUACGCCUUCGGCGGCCGCCGAAGGUUUACAUCGAAAACAAUCUCGAGUAGCGGCUACCGUAAGCGUGACUCGGCACUUCGGCCAGCCGCCGGUUGCAGAUGCUGAUUUAUCGGAGGCGAUCGGUUUCUUCCGAAGGUCUUCUCUUUGAUCUCCGUGCACGCGCGUCCUCCGAGAGAGGGAAAAGGGGGGGGGGGGCAGGAAAAUGGAGCGCUAAUAUUUUUCGGCGAGGUGAAAACGGAAAAAGAGAGGGAGAGAGCGGAAAGGCUUGCUUGAAGGCUGUGUCUUGAAGAACCGCGCGGCGGAGGUCGUUCGGGCGACGAGGAGGAGGAGGAGAAGGAUCACCAGAUCGGUUUUGCAGGCAACAAUGGAAUAUCGGAUAACACGUAAACGUAUCUCGGAUAGAU
Molecule: messenger RNA, 2336 nt
Organism: Dinoponera quadriceps
Lineage: Eukaryota; Metazoa; Arthropoda; Insecta; Hymenoptera; Formicidae
Gene: wus
Product: dnaJ homolog subfamily C member 22
Exons: 5
Coding region: 238-1356 (372 amino acids)
Biological process (GO): endocytosis
Cellular component (GO): early endosome; plasma membrane
Source: RefSeq, a predicted model, not a curated record